AUCGGCAGAUUGGUUAUUGGACAGAAUGGUAUCUUAUCCACACCUGCUGUUUCAUGUAUCAUCCGAAAGAUCAAAGCAGCUGGUGGAAUUAUUCUAACAGCUAGCCACAGUCCUGGGGGACCAGGAGGAGAGUUUGGAGUCAAGUUUGAGGUUGCCAAUGGAGGACCAUCUCCAGAUACAGUUUCAGAUAAAAUCUAUCAAAUCAGCAAAACCUUGGAGGAAUAUGCCAUUUGUCCUGAUCUCAGAGUUGAUUUAUCACGCCUAGGAAGACAAGAAUUUGAUCUGGAGAACAAAUUCAAACCUUUCCGAGUGGAAAUUGUGGAUUCUGUGGAUAUCUACCUCAAUCUCCUUCGAAGUAUUUUUGACUUCAGUGCGAUCAGAAAUUUGCUGACCGGACCCAACCAGAUUAAAAUAAGGAUUGAUGCCAUGAAUGGAGUUAUGGGACCUUAUGUGAGAAGAAUCCUGUGUGAUGAAUUGGGAGCUCCUGCAAAUUCUGCAAUAAACUGUGUUCCUCUGGAGGAUUUUGGUGGACAGCCUCCUGAUCCCAAUUUAACGUAUGCAACUGCCUUGCUGGAGGCUAUGAGAGGUGGCGAGUAUGGAUUUGGAGCUGCUUUUGAUGCUGAUGGAGACCGCUACAUGAUCCUUGGCCAAAAUGGUUUCUUUGUUAAUGCGUCAGAUUCAUUGGCUAUAAUUGCUGCCAAUCUGUCUUGCAUUCCAUACUUUUGUCAGAUGGGUGUCCGAGGAUUUGGCCGGAGCAUGCCUACCAGCACAGCCCUGGACAAAGUGGCAAAAGUAAUGAAGGUUCCUGUGUAUGAGACACCAACAGGAUGGAGAUAUUUUUCCAAUCUUAUGGACUCUGGACGUUGCUCGCUUUGUGGAGAGGAAAGCUUUGGCACUGGGUCUGACCACCUUCGAGAGAAAGAUGGACUGUGGGCUGUGCUAGUUUGGCUUUCAAUCCUAGCAGCUCGAAAGCAGAGCGUGGAGGAGAUUGUCAGGGAUCACUGGACAAAAUUUGGCCGGCACUACUACUGCAGGUUUGAUUAUGAAGCACUGGAACCCAGAACAGCAUAUUUCAUAAUGAGAGACCUGGAAGCUUUGAUCACUGACAAAUCGUUCAACCAUCAGCAGUUUGCUGUGGGUAACAGUAUCUACAGCGUGGAAAGAACGGACAGCUUUGAGUACAUAGAUCCUGUGGAUGGCACUGUGACCAAAAGACAGGGGCUGCGGAUUAUUUUUUCAGAUGCUUCCAGGCUUAUCUUCAGAAUGAGUGCUUCUAGCCAUGUGAGAGCUACUCUCCGGAUCUAUGCAGAGAGUUAUGAAAAGGAUCCUAGCCAACACAAUAAGGAACCACAG
This is a messenger RNA of Fulmarus glacialis (Northern fulmar), 1353 nucleotides long. RefSeq names its product phosphoglucomutase 5 (gene PGM5). The transcript has 9 exons. The annotation marks the transcript as partial. Gene Ontology annotation, molecular function: phosphoglucomutase activity. The record is from RefSeq and is a predicted model, not a curated record. Gene Ontology annotation, cellular component: cytosol; sarcolemma; cell-substrate junction. Gene Ontology annotation, biological process: striated muscle tissue development; myofibril assembly; carbohydrate metabolic process. NCBI's taxonomy places the organism in Eukaryota, Metazoa, Chordata, Aves, Procellariiformes, Procellariidae.